GGUCAGGUUCCAGCAUCAUCGUUGAAAUUUACAGCUCGAGCUUCACUACAAGCUUAACAUUUGCCAUAUCACGUCCAACUACAAUCAAUAACACGAGGGACCUUGAAAUCUACACACAUAAAUCGCACUCGUCAAGUCUCGUUCAUCGCCAACUCUCAAAAUGGACUCCUCCGACCCAAAGACUGCCGUCAUGCGCCAGAUCCAGCAAGAAGCUGCUGUGACAAACGCGAGGUCGCUCGUCGAAAAACUCAAUGAUCAUUGUUUCGAGCGCUGCGUCCCCAAGCCGUCAACAUCACUAUCAAAAAAUGAAGAGACCUGCAUGUCACAAUGCAUAGAAAAAUACAUGGCCGCAUGGAAUGCUGUCAGCAAGGUAUAUGUCGGUAGAUUGCAAAGAGAUCAAGCAGCCGGAAACAGCGGCUUCGUAUAGGUUGUAAAGCGUUCAGAGUCGGACCGUGGACAUAAAUAUGUACGAUAGAUGGCAUUGCGAAGGAAUCAGGACAGUAAAUCACGUACCGAUAUGUACAAUAUUAGAAGACGACAUAAUUGUAUGUAUGUACAUAGCCAUUAGAAGAAUUUAGAAAAGGUUGCUCAG
Messenger RNA from Pseudovirgaria hyperparasitica, 592 nucleotides. RefSeq lists its product as uncharacterized. The coding region runs from base 161 to 427 and encodes 88 amino acids. The record is from RefSeq and is a predicted model, not a curated record. NCBI's taxonomy places the organism in Eukaryota, Fungi, Ascomycota, Dothideomycetes, Acrospermales, Acrospermaceae. The transcript has 2 exons.